Helianthus annuus (common sunflower) is the source of this 571-nucleotide messenger RNA. RefSeq lists its product as uncharacterized. The coding region runs from base 129 to 332 and encodes 67 amino acids. The transcript has a single exon. The record is from RefSeq and is a predicted model, not a curated record. NCBI's taxonomy places the organism in Eukaryota, Viridiplantae, Streptophyta, Magnoliopsida, Asterales, Asteraceae.
CUCAAAAUCAAACCUUAAACAUCAUCCUAUAAAUAAAUAUCACAUCCACCUUGAUCGCAGAUAGUUGUGCAAAAACCAUCAACUGCUGCGUGUCCAAUAAUCAUCGUUGUUUGGAUAGAGAAUUGAAGAUGUGUUUAGUGUUUGUGUGCGAUGAAGAUGAGCGGGUCGUGGGGCAACAACAGGCGCCGGGAUCGUGUCCGUAUUGCGGCGGGUUGAUAAAGGCGAUGGAUGUUGAAAGCCAGUGGAGAUUGUGUUUUCUUCCGUUGUAUUAUAAGACUAAACGCAAGUAUUUUUGUACUCUCUGUACUCGACGGUUAAUUUUACAGUACUAGGUAGUUGUGUUGUGUGUAUUCUCGAUGCUUUGGGUUUUGGGAUUUCUAAGGCUAAGGCUGGUGGGUGUGGAGGAUCUUUUUGGGAUGAUCCGUCACGUAGACGUCACGUCAUCGGGUGCCAGCCCGGGACGAACCCCGCACCCACCAGCAUAGCCUAAAGCCCAAGUGUUAUUGUUUUAUUUUUUGUACUAAUACUUGUGUAUGUGUUGUAUGAAAUUUAAAGGCAUUUUGUAAGUAAA